AUGGUCCUGCUGGAGAAGCAAUGGGUGAAUGUCCAAGAGAAGACAUUUACAAAAUGGCUCAACAACAAGAUCGCCUCCCGUGAAGUGGCCGUCAAAUCUCUCGUGACCGACCUUUCCGACGGAAUCAUCCUCAUCCAUCUCCUCGAAAUCCUCAGCAAUGAAUCUCUGGGCCGAUAUGCCUCCAACCCAAGGUUACGGGUGCAAAAAUUCGAAAACGUCAACAAGUCGUUAGAAUUCAUCAAGAGUCGGGGCAUUCAGAUGACAAACAUCGGCGCCGAAGAUGUGGUGGAUGGAAACCGAAAGAUUAUUCUCGGUCUGAUAUGGACACUUAUUCUCCGGUUCACCAUCUCCGACAUCAACGAAGAGGGCAUGACCGCCAAAGAGGGACUCCUUCUGUGGUGUCAACGAAAAACAGCAUGUUACGAAGGAGUCGAGGUGCGAGAUUUCUCGACUUCAUGGAACGACGGCCUCGCUUUUUGCGCUCUCCUCGAUAUUCACCGACCCGAUCUCAUUGACUUCGACACCUUGGAUAAGUCGGAUCACAAAGGAAACAUGAAAUUGGCGUUCGAUAUCGCCACCAAAGAAAUCGGAAUUCCCGAUUUACUCGACGUGGAAGAUGUUGCCGAUGUCCCCAGACCGGAUGAGCGUUCCCUCAUGACAUACAUCGCCUACUGGUUCCACGCAUUUAGCGCCAUGGAAAGAGUGGAAAAUGCCGGAAGACGCGUGGAAAAGUUUGUCAGCAAUAUGCAAGGUGCCUGGGAAAUGGAGUCUGCAUAUGAAAAGCGCAUGCGUGCACUGCUUCAACAGAUCCGACAUCAACGACAGUCAUGGCACAACUCGAGAUUUGAAGGGACAUACUCGGACGCCAAAGCGCAAGCCAAUGAACUGGCGAGCUACAAACGGAAUCAAAAGAGAAAAUGGGUGGCGGAGAAGUCGGACCUGGCCGCUCUUCUCGGAAACAUCAAGACAAAGUUGUCCACCUACCGCUUGCGGCCAUACGUGCCACCAGCCGACCUGCGACUUGAAGUGCUUGAUCAUGAGUGGGCUACAUUGGGCACCGACGAGCACGCACGAAGCAAACUGAUCAACGAAACGAUUCGAGAUAUCAAAAAUGCGUUGAGACGAAGUUUUGCCGACAAAGCCAACGACUUUGCGCUCACUCUCAAUACACUGUCUCUCGCUGUGUCCGGGCUGGAAGGUGAUGUUGAAGACCAACUGCAGCAUGCACAGCGACUUUCGGCCAAUUUGGCACCCCUUGAGCAAUAUCUGGAAGGAAUAGCUGUCCUUGAUGAGAAGUGCCAGGAAGCCCACAUCGAUGAAAAUGAUUAUACCACUUACACGUACGACGAACUGUUGUAUGAGUUGAGUUUGGUCAAGACCAGUGUGCAGAAGAAGCUGACCUUCCUUGAAAACCAAAUGGUCGCACGAAAUAUGACGAAUCUGACGCCCAUUCAGCUGGAGGAGUUUGAAUCAGUGUUCCGACAUUUUGACCGCGAUGGAACAAACACGCUGCAAGAAUUGGAGUUCAGUGCAGCGUUGGCCUCUCUGGGAUUGGUGUAUGACGAGCAGGAGAUGCACGAAAAGUAUCUCGAGGUAUGCUACAACGGUAUCGACCCAUCCAUGUCCCCUGUGUCUCGAAGACAGAGAGAAAGCCGGGGAGUCGGGUUUGAGCAAUUCAUUCGAUUCAUGGUGUCCGUGACCGAAGACCAAAACAGCGCCGAACAAGUAUUCCAGUCAUUCCGAGAAGUGGCAGAUGGAAAGCCAUAUGUCACCGAGAUGGACCUCAGACAUUCAUUGAUCCCUGAAGACCUGAUUGAAGAUCUCCUUCACAGUAUGCCGGAACACAGAGGUCCCGAUUUGGAGGCAGACCGAGACGUCCCCAAAUAUGAUUAUAUUUCCUUUAUGCAGGGCAUGAUUGGCGAUGGACAUGGCAACACCAGCGAGAGGGACGACGAGAGGAGCAGAGCCAAUGGAGUCAAGACUCCUACCACCCCCAGAAGAUAG
This is a messenger RNA of Rhinocladiella mackenziei CBS 650.93, 2004 nucleotides long. RefSeq lists its product as uncharacterized. The transcript is spliced from 2 exons. The coding region runs from base 1 to 2004 and encodes 667 amino acids. Gene Ontology annotation, cellular component: cell junction; plasma membrane; cortical actin cytoskeleton. Gene Ontology annotation, molecular function: calcium ion binding; actin filament binding. Gene Ontology annotation, biological process: muscle cell development; actin cytoskeleton organization. Lineage: Eukaryota; Fungi; Ascomycota; Eurotiomycetes; Chaetothyriales; Herpotrichiellaceae. The record is from RefSeq and is a predicted model, not a curated record.